Messenger RNA from Fusarium verticillioides 7600, 5931 nucleotides. Its product is annotated as serine/threonine protein kinase. The record is from RefSeq and is a predicted model, not a curated record. Lineage: Eukaryota; Fungi; Ascomycota; Sordariomycetes; Hypocreales; Nectriaceae. Gene Ontology annotation, molecular function: protein kinase activity; ATP binding; protein binding. The transcript has 5 exons. The coding region runs from base 1 to 5931 and encodes 1976 amino acids. Gene Ontology annotation, biological process: protein phosphorylation.
AUGACCGAGGACGCCAUCAACAAUACCUUGGAGAGAUCGACUAUACCCUCUCACCAGCACGCCGAGACUCUGCAAAGAGUAGUUGAAAGCGGCAGACGGAUUUACUCAAUUUUGGCACUGCUGGACUUCUAUCAGUAUCUGGCCAACUUCAUUGAAGGUGACCAACUCGACGACGCUAAGCUCCCUUUUAGAAUCGAUACACUCCAAACGCUUGAGAUCCCUGAAGAAGAUGCCAAAGACUUUGAGGACAAACAGUGGGAGCUUCUUGCGCCUGUAUUUCGUCGCGGUACUCUCAAUAGACGUCUUGAUGAGAGCCUCAUCCUCCCUUUCACCCAAGAGAAGAGAAUCGGUAAAGGUGCAUUUGGCACAGUCUAUGAGACCGUCCUUGAUCCUGAUCACCAACUACUUUCAGGCGAAUUUUUUCCGCAAGUUGUAGCUAGAAAGGAAUUCCACAUCAAGGGCCACCAUCACAAAGAGCUUGAGAACCUGUCAAUUCUCAACCAUCUCAAACAUGCCAACAUUGUUGAACUUUUGGGGUCCUUUACAAGCGGAGACUUACACAACCUGUUCUUUCCCUUAGCAAGCGAUGGUAAUCUCUAUGAUGUUUUGUCAUCAGAUCGCCAAGCAGAUUUAUUCGCCUCUUCUGAAACAAUGCUCGUUGAACUUGCUGCUUUAUCCUCUGCUAUCGAGCACGUUCAUGAUUUUUCCAAGGAAAACCUUGAUCUGGAGUUGAUUGGCUGUCACCAUGAUCUCCGUCCCCGCAACAUUCUCGUUUCAGGCAGCAAGCUAAUACUGGCUGACUUCGGCCUCUCAACGCUCAAGCCAUCUUCACAAAACUCAGAGACUCCGUUCAAGCACAAUGGUGACGAUUAUUUGGCUCCUGAGUGCGAAGACUGGGACAACAGCUUUGUCCCUGGUAAGGUUCAUCGAUCUGCUGAUAUAUGGUCUUUUGGGUGCAUUAUGGCCGAGAUUGUUACGUACCUUGUCUCAGGUCGUGAGGGAGUUGAAGAGUUUAGACAAAAGAGGAAACACAAAGUUCGAAACUGGACAUUCUAUCAAUUUCACCAAGGCUUUGAUCGACCAAGCGACGCAGUACAUCAAUGGUUAUCGGAUCUUGAGACUACAGGCCCUACAUGCACUGCGUUGCUUGUCAAGAGUAUAUGCCAAACAAUAGCUAUCAACCAAGCCUUAAGACCUACAGCUAGUAGUGUCACCUACAAGCUUCGAUUCAUAGCUGUACACGAAAUAUCAGUAUCGAUCAACGAAUUAUUCAGGCAACUGAAACACGCAGCACCAUCUAUAGACAUGUCCCUCGAACGCGAAAGGUUUCGGGCUUGGCAACAUGCCAUUGACCUGGAUGACCUGAAAGGGAAACUGUCUCAACCCAAAGGCAGCGGAUCAAGCGACGAGAGUACCAUGACACAGUAUAGUGGAAUAAUGGAAAGUUUGCGUCGCCUUAGAGAAGACCUGCAAGACAGACUUUCUAGAGGACUGGACUCACAGCGCUUGGACUUGUCACGCCUGGUGAGGCUACAGGAUGAGUUGCACUACUUCCUAGAUCAACAACAGAAGAAUUUAUCACAAGCGUACUUCCGUGUCUCUCUGCUGAGCGGCCAGGACGCAGCUCUAGGCACCCUCAACGAAGAUGGCGACCAGACCCUUGGAGCAAUCAGCCAUGACUUGCGUAUGCGAGCCUAUAUAAGAUACAUCAAUAGCCUGCUGGUUUCAGAGUCUGUUGGGGGUCAAGACCCCCCACGAAGCGGAUUUGAACCUCUACUUUCAAACCAGACUAUUCUUAUCGAUCCUAGUAGAAUCCCGAAGUUGAAGCCAAUCGGUGACCAUCACUUUGGAUCCGGGCUUCUAGAGAAGAGUGACUCGGAUACUAUAGUGAGCCGCCCCAUAUGGGUUGAGUGGCGCAGAUACGAACAUCAUGGUGCUAGUGAAGAUACUAUGGCCAAGUUGUACGCUCGGGCUACUCAGACCGCCAAUCUGUUAUCCCAGAAAAAGCCCGAUUCGUUUCGAACGCUUGACUGCCUGGGUCUCUUCCAUGAGCCAUCAAGAGGUGCCUUCGGCCUACUCUUUGAAUUCCCUCCUUAUUCCAGCAACCCCCCCAUUGCCCUGACUGGUACGCUAACCGGCCAUGGCAACGGUGCUCCUCUCGGAGGCACAGUCACGCUGGACAACAGGAAUAAGCCUGUUGUCAUGACUCUACGCGAUCGGCUCCAAAAGGAUAAUCCCACUUCAACCCACUCACGUGCUGCGACUGCGGCGCCCGACCUUGAUGACAAGUUUAAACUAGCAGCAACACUGGCAACGUCAUUAUUUGAGUUGCACACUGUUGGAUGGUUGCAUAAGAGUUUGACGAGCUCCAACAUCGUAUUCUUCCCUUCAUUUACGUUGCUACCAGAUUCUUUCGGCAAAGACACCGAUGUUACAGAGCACGGCUGGGCUGCUAACAGCCAAUCAAUACGAGAACCCUACCUUGUAGGCUUUAAUCACAGCAGACCAGAUGACCCUACGACAUUCACCUCUGGUCUCACAGAUUCAGAGUCAAGACACUACCAGCACCCAGCGUAUCUGAAAGCCGGUAUUGGCUACCGUUUGGAGUUUGACUAUUAUAGUCUGGGGAUUCUUCUCCUCGAGAUCGGCUUUUGGAAGCCAUUUAGUAAGAUCACCAAGGAUUGGAGCGGCUCAUUUGAAGAGCGCCGGCAGAGACUACUCACAAACCGUGUGCCGAAGCUCGCUCAGCAUAUGGGCCGUGAUUAUAGUGAAGCAACAAAAAGUACACAGACUCCCGAUCAUCUUAUUCUUGGUCCAACUCAUUCCACAUUUCUCAGCUCUCGCCUUUUCUCCAGCGCGGGGGUUUCUCAAUACUCUAAUUCUACCUCAGGAUGGAACCUGAUUACAUUUCUUGCUGUCGUCCAAGAACUAGAGAUUAAAAUCUUGCCAGUCGCAUGGGAGCCUGGGAGGCAAUUAAUUGGGAGAGGUGGAACAAGCCAGAUCAACCAGUCUGUCGUAACCCUCCAGGCGAGCUUUGCCUUCAAGCGUGUUUCUGAGGAGGACCGGCUCAAUAAGACGGAGGAGGACAUAUACCGGUGUCUUAUCAAUGAAGUGUUGGUUCUUUGCCAUCCUCGCGUUCGCGGCCACAGCAAUAUCCUUGACCUGCAAGGUGUAUGCUGGGAUGUGUCGCCAGAGAACCAAGAUGCAGCCUCUCCAGACUUGGAAAAGCAAUAUAAAAUCUGGCCAGUCCUGGUAUUCGAGAAGUCACAGCUCGGAGACUUGUUCGACUUUGCAGGUCGACCCAAUACCCAAAAGCUCACAAUAAUGGAGCGAUGGAUGGUCUGCCUUGACAUCGGAAAGGCGAUAACACACAUGCAAUCCAGCAAUGUUAUCCAUGGAGAUAUAAAGCCGCAAAAUAUUCUCAUCUUCAAACGCGACGAGGGUUUCACUGCCAAGGUUGCCGACUUUGGCUACUCAGCUUGGUAUGCCUCAGAUGACAAGCACAUUGUGCUUCCUCGGUCUCCUCUAUGGCAUGCUCCGGAAAUCGAUGAGUACCCUGAAUUCAAUUUGAGAAUGGCACUCCAGACAGAUGUCUAUUCAUUUGGCCUAGUCUGUCUAUGGUUCAUGUUUUACAGCUACUUGUCGGGAAACACCCCACUUCCUGGCCUGGAUCUAUCUACUCCAUUGCUGCACUCCGACAACCCCAAGGAAAGGUCUCUUCAACUUCUAUCCCGUCUCAAGUCUUCGAAUAACAGUAACGUUUCUUUGAGCCAACUUGUAGAGCAUCUUGAACCUUCACUCCAUGAAUUGUACUCUUCCGACUAUCGAGUAAGAUCUUGCAUCCGCCACCAGUUGGAAGAAAUAGUCAGAUCAAAGCCAGAGACGCGACUAUCACAACAGCUGAAGAUUUGUUACCAACUCGAAUUUGGACGUCCAGACUCAGCAACUAAGGUUAUGUCUCUGUAUGAUGGUAAACCCCAUGAGACGCGUCUGAACCCAGGCCUGGGAACCAAUGGUCCAGGCGUAUCAUUGUUCGAACAGCAGGUUGCUGAUGGCUACCUUUCCCCUGCACGUUCCCUCAUUCAGAAAUAUGUCAACGAUGGUGUUCUGGAUACAGCCCAACGCACGAUUGAAGCUGACAUCGAGAGUCUUAGAAAGAUACCAGAGACGCGAUUUCUUGUGGCUCUGCUGAAGUCAAAUCUUUCACUAGUCUUCUGUGCUCAGGGACAAUGGAAUAAAGCUGAAAACCUAGAGAUUGAGUUCCAGAAGGAACAGGCGAAUCUCUUGGGUAAUCGCAAUAGAGCAUGGCUGGGUAGAACGUUGAAUCUGGCGUACAUCUACAACCAUCAAGGUCUUUCAAAAAAGGCCGAGGAGCUUAGUUUACAAGCCCUUGAAACCUCAAAUGAGAUACUCACCAAGGAACAUCCUGACAUGCAGCUAGUAAUGCUCACCCUAGCAUCGACUUACUGGAGUCAGGACCGCUGGGAUGAAGCAUAUGAACUACAGCGAAGAGUCAUAGCAAUCAGAAAAAGGACCCUUGGUGAAGAUCAUCCCGAUACGUUGAGUAGCAUGGACGAACUUGCGACUACAUACUGGGCCCAAGGACACUGGAUCGAAGCUCAGAAAUAUGCAAGAGAAAUCGUCGAGAUCAGUAAGACCGUGCUAGGUCAAGAGGACCCCCAUUUCUUGGAUCUCUUAUCAAACCUGGCUUCGAUCUACAGGGAUAUCGGUUGGUGGGACAAAGCUGAAGAUCUCGAGUUCGGCAUUCUGGAAACCAGGCGGAAGGUCUCUGGCCCAGAACACCCACAUACGUUGGCAAGCAUGGUCAACUUGGCAUCCACGUAUGAGAAACGGGAUCGAUCGGAUGAAGCACUUAAUUUAGUAACGCACGCGUUGGAGAUAAGUGAGAGAACACGGGGUCCAGAGCACCCUCACACUCUUAGUACCGCCAUGGUGCUAGCUUCAUUCUUGCAAGGCCAAGAUGAGCUGGAGAAGGCAGAAAAGCUCAUGAUUACGACGAUGGAGACUUUGAAGAGGCUUCAAGGUCAACAUCAUUCAUUGACCUUGCUGGCGAUGGAGAGUUUAUGUUCACUCUACCUGGACCAAGCUCGGUGGGAAGAAGCUGAAACGCUGGGCCAAGAGGUCGUGGAUGCAAGUAAAGAACGACUCGGAGAGGAUCACCCUCGCACCUUGAUGAUAAUUUCAACCUCAGCAAAGGUUUAUCGCGAUCAAGGCAAGUGGGAAAGCGCAGAGAAGAUAGACUCGGAAGUCUUGGACAAAGCUGUCAAAACGCUGGGCGAAGAACAUCCUGAGACUAUGACCAUUAUGGCAAACUUGGCUAUUUCUUACUGGGGUCUUGAGAAACUAGAUGAGGCAGAAGCAUUGGAGAUCAAAGUUCUCGAAAUGAAGAGGAGGAUCUUGGGAAAUGGCCAUCCGUCAACAUUGACCAGCAUCGACAACCUGGCAGCUACAUAUGUUGAUCAGGGCCGUUGGGCGGAGGCUGAAGAGCUAGAGUUGGAACUACUCACCACCAAAGCAAAAACACUGAACGAAGACUUUUCAGUUGCAAGAACAACUGCAGAGACUGAAGCGAUGCUGUUUUGGGAUUAUGGCGAUAUUGAAGAGUCAGAAAGGCUGUGGCAUAUAGCUAUAGAGACGAGAGGGAGAAUUCUGGGCAAAGACCACUACUUUACAGUACAUACUAUGGAAAGACUUUUGGCUAGAUAUCAAGAGGAUGGGCGGUCGAAAGACAGUAAACAGCUGGCGGAGCAGAUUCGGGAGCUAAAGAAAGGUCAGAGAGAAUAUAGGCCUUCAACGAAUGCGGCGGCGAGCCAAGGAGGGUUACUAGGCUUACUACCAGAGUAUACAGAUAAGGUUGACAGAGAGGUACUGAAGGACCUGGGGUUAGAAGUCCAGCUUAAAUAUAGAUAA